UCGGGUUCUAAGUCAUUUCCACUGGCUCAGUGCAGCAGCCAGGUGCUGACUCAGGCAAUGGGGCAAACUCAGCCCGGGGGUGAGGGGUUUGGUUCUGUCCCCCUCGGCCAAUGGCUGCCGACCCCCCCCAUUCUGCGUUUCCAUGCAACUCACGCCCCUCUGCGCCGGGCCUCUCCUGACCAGCGCGAGGGUCUGCGCGACAAAGGCUGCCCUGCCUCAGUGGCCCCCUCCUCCCACAGCUGGGCGUGGGGCCGAGUCAUCUGUCUGGAGAGGGAGAAGCAGGAGGAACAGAGGCUGGUGAAGGCCUGCCAGAACCUGCGGGCCUGCGUUGCAGAGGAGCUCUGCUUCGCUAACAAGGCACUGCUGAUGGUCCGGCGUGCAGCCCUGCGCUCCCUUCUACACUGCGAGCACCUGCAGCACCAGCGCGAGCUGAACCACGGGGGGAAGUCCUUCUACCUGGAGAGGCUGUGAGCACCCAGCUCUGGGGAGCAGCAACCUGCCCACACCGGCCCCCUCGCUCCGCCAAACUGCCACCCACAGCGGCCCAGGGUUCCAUGGGACCCCAAGCUUUGCACCUUACGGCACUUGCCCAUCCUGCCCCAGAGCCGCCCUCCCGACGGGACAGUCGUGGCUGUUGCUAUUUCAGAGACAGCGACAAAACCUCCCGAGAAGAUUAAAGUGUUGAGCUAAGC
This is a messenger RNA of Chelonia mydas (Green sea turtle), 692 nucleotides long. It is a transcript of the gene CFAP141, whose product is annotated as cilia and flagella associated protein 141. The record is from RefSeq and is a predicted model, not a curated record. Bases 58 to 471 code for a protein of 137 amino acids. The transcript is spliced from 2 exons. Lineage: Eukaryota; Metazoa; Chordata; Testudines; Cheloniidae.